AUGGCCCAGUCCAAGCGGAAGAACGAGUCUCAGCCGAUGCCUCCACAGAAACCGAAGAUCUGGCGUGCUCUGCUCCCCAUAGGCGUCUUGCUCCUACUCAAGCAGUUGCCUCUCAGCGAGGACCAAAUGACUAUAAUCGGCCGAGUCGUUUUUGCCAUCCGGUUGGUAGCUCAAACGGGCGUGUUUUUGAUGAUUUAUAGAAGUAUAAGGAGCAACACAGAGGGAGACAAGGAGAUCGUUCCAGCUCACGAGAAGGACGCGGGCCUAGGCCAGAUGGAACCGGUCGAAGCAAUGACAGUUAAGCAAUAUGAUACCAACAAGUUGAUGGACCUCGUGCAGAAUCAGCUCAUACAAAUCGUCAUUGUCGUAUUUAUUCACUACAGGAUGGGUUACGUCCAACCAUUAAUCCUGAGCUCGGUCAUGGCGUUAAUGACUCUUACUGACUCGGAGGUCUUCAAGCUGCAUAUAUUAAAACAGGACCCCCACGACCAUAGAGCACUGCGACGGCCGUUUGGUGGCGUGAACCCACACAAGAGCGGCUUUUCAGCACUGGUCGACCAGUUCAUGGAGGCAACUGCGGAGGAGGAUGAAGGGCCGAAGAAGGGCAAGGGAGCUAAGCCUUCCAAGAAAUACACGAAAGCUCAUUAG
This is a messenger RNA of Perkinsus marinus ATCC 50983, 648 nucleotides long. RefSeq lists its product as hypothetical. Gene Ontology annotation, cellular component: endoplasmic reticulum; mitochondrion. The record is from RefSeq and is a predicted model, not a curated record. Lineage: Eukaryota; Perkinsozoa; Perkinsida; Perkinsidae. The coding region runs from base 1 to 648 and encodes 215 amino acids. Gene Ontology annotation, biological process: protein targeting to ER. The transcript has 4 exons.